Messenger RNA from Drosophila innubila, 1587 nucleotides. Its product is annotated as cytochrome P450 6a2-like. The transcript is spliced from 2 exons. Bases 45 to 1565 code for a protein of 506 amino acids. Lineage: Eukaryota; Metazoa; Arthropoda; Insecta; Diptera; Drosophilidae. The record is from RefSeq and is a predicted model, not a curated record. Gene Ontology annotation, molecular function: iron ion binding; monooxygenase activity; oxidoreductase activity, acting on paired donors, with incorporation or reduction of molecular oxygen.
CAAAUUCAGUGUGAGCCGAAAACUCAACGAAAGCUGGUCGAAAAAUGUUGUUCAUAAUAUAUUUGGUGAUCGCGAUAGCAACGCUGCUGGCGUAUCUUCUGUAUCGCAAUACAACCUACUGGAGAAAUCGGGGAAUACCUCAGGAGCCACCACAUCCAUUCUUUGGCAAUCUGAUCGGAUUCAGAAAGACGCGCACAGUACACAGAAUUCUGGAAGAUUACUACAAUAAAUUUCGGGACACCAAUCAUCCAUUUGUGGGAUUCCACUUCUUGCAUAGGAAAUGCGCCUUCGUGUUGGACAUGAAAUUGGCAAAGAACGUGCUGAUUAAGGACUUUUCCAACUUUGCUGAUCGUGGUCAGUUCCACAAUGUUCGCGAUGACCCUUUGACUGGCAAUAUCUUCAAUUUGGAUGGCAAACGUUGGAAGGAGAUGAGACAGAGAUUGUCCCCCACGUUUACAUCUGGAAAAAUGAAGUUCAUGUUUCCGAUUGUCAUUAAGGUUUCUGAGGAAUUCGUCAAGGUUAUGUUUGAAGAAGUUCCUGCCAAGUCUGAAGGUUCAAUUAUCGAGAUCAAAGAUCUAAUGGCUCGCUUCACCACCGAUGUCAUUGGCACCUGUGCCUUUGGAAUUGAGUGCAAUACUCUACGUACUCCCGAGUCCGACUUCCGCAAAAUGGGAAGCAAGGUCUUCACUGACCUACGACACGGUGUUUUGCUCACCGCACUCACCUUCAGUUUUCCCAAUUUGGCAGCCAAGCUGCGAAUGCGAAUGAUGCCUCAAGAUGUCCACGAGUUCUUCAUGGGUCUAGUUAAUGAAACAAUAGCAUACAGGGAAAAGGAGAAGAUCAAGCGCAACGACUUUAUGGAGAUGCUGAUCGAGAUGAAGCAGAGGGGAAGCUACACUCUGGAAAGUGGUGAAGUUGUCGAGGGAUUAAACAUUGGUGAACUGGCAGCCCAAGUCUUUGUCUUCUAUUUGGCUGGAUUCGAGACUUCCUCCUCAACCAUGAGCUACUGUUUGUAUGAACUUGCCCAGCACACCGAUAUUCAGGAUAAGGUCAGGGAAGAAAUUAACAAUGUGCUGGAGCAACAUGAUGGAAAAAUUACAUACGAAAGUAUUAAAGCUAUGCAUUACUUGGAUCAGGUGAUAUCAGAAACCCUACGUCUUUACACGAUUGUGCCCCACAUUGAACGCAAAGCUCUGCAUGAUUACGUUGUUCCUGGUCAUCCCAAUUUAGUGAUAGAAAGUGGAACUCAGAUAAUAAUACCUGCAGCUGCUUAUCACCGCAAUGAAAAGUUCUAUCCCGAUCCUGAGAAGUUUGAUCCGGAAAGGUUCUCAGCUGACGAAGUCGCUGCUCGGGACUCUGUGGAGUUUUUGGCUUUUGGAGAUGGCCCAAGGAAUUGUAUUGGCAUGCGUUUUGGCCAAAUGCAAACACGUGUUGGAAUGGCUCAACUGAUAAAGAACUUCAAGUUCUCAGUUUGUGAGAAGACAGAUAUUCCUCUUACUUACAAUCCCGAAUCGUUUGUCAUGGGCACAAUUGGAGGCAUCUAUUUGCGUGCCGAGCGAGUUUAACGUAUUAAUUUAUUUUAAUUUA